Molecule: messenger RNA, 1413 nt
Organism: Micromonas commoda
Lineage: Eukaryota; Viridiplantae; Chlorophyta; Mamiellophyceae; Mamiellales; Mamiellaceae
Product: cytochrome oxidase biogenesis family
Exons: 1
Coding region: 1-1413 (470 amino acids)
Biological process (GO): mitochondrial respiratory chain complex IV assembly; protein insertion into mitochondrial inner membrane from matrix
Cellular component (GO): mitochondrial inner membrane
Molecular function (GO): membrane insertase activity; protein binding
Source: RefSeq, a predicted model, not a curated record
AUGGACUCCGCGACCGAGCGCGUGGGUGAGACCAUAUCGGGCGACGCGGCGGUGACCGCCACGAGCGGAUUGAUCGACGCGCCCUCCUCGUUCGACCCCGUGGGCAUCGCAGCCACCGCCAUCGAGCAGGCGCACGUGAUGACCGGCCUCCCGUGGUGGGCCACCAUCGGGUGCACCGCGCUCGCCGUGCGCGCCUCGCUCUUCCCGUUCGUCCUGAAGCAGACCAGGGCGGGCGUGCUGCUCAACACCGUGAAGGCGCGCGCGCGUGGACCCGACGGAAAACCCCCGGAGACGUUCCGCGAGGUCCUCGCAGCCGCGGGCGAGCUCCGGCGACGCACGAACGCCACCCCGCUCUACUGGCUCGUCGCCGGCCCCGUCGUCCAACUCCCCGUCUUCAUCACCGCCGUCCUCGCCGUGCGCAGGCUGGCGGCGACGCCGGGGAUAGGCAUGGAAAAUGGCGGCGCACUCUGGUUUCCGAACCUCACCGAGGUUGCGCUGCACGUCGACGCGGUGGUGGCGCCGAUGGGGAUGGCGGGCGCCGUGCUCCCUUGCGCGACGGCUGCGGCGCUCUUCCUCAACGUCAACAGCGCGUGGGGUAAGAUUGCAGAGACGAACCGGGGGUUCCAGUUCGUGAAGCUGGCGCUGGAGUGGCUCACGUUGCCCACGCUGCUCGUGGGGAUGGUGCUACCGCAGGCUGUGCACUGCUACUGGCUGCCGAGCAGCGCGUCGGCGCUGGCGCAGAGCUACGCCAUGCGGUCGGAGUGGGGACGUCGGAUGAUUCGCGCUGAUCCGAGGCUGCCGCUGGGAGCCUCGCCGCGAUCCGGGUCGGACGCGAACGCGGCGUCGAACGUGCGGUUCUCGCGUCCGCUGGACGAGACGGAGGAACGGGCGAUGAUGGAGGCUGCGAAGCUCGUGGCGGAUAAGAAAGAGGCGCUCGCCGAAAAGCUUCUGGAGGCGGCGGCGGCGGCGGCGGCGGGCGGGGCGGUUGAUUCGGGCGCUUCGUCGACGGACGGAGCGCACCCUAACCUCCUGUUCGCGCUGGGCCAGACGAGACAGACGCUGAAGCGGUGGAAACUCGCGGCGGAGGCGUACGACGCCUGCGCGGCCGCGGAGGUUCACCCGACGCAGCGCGCGAGGGCGCUUCACGGCGCGGGCGUCGCCAGGGCGCGGCUCGGGGAUCUCCCGGGGGCGGCGAGGCGCCUGGAGGAAGCCAUCGACGCGAGCCAGAGCGCGGGGGUGGCGCACGUGAAGGCGAUGCUGAGCCUGGCGUCGGUGAGGAAGACGGACGGGGAUGCGGCCGGCGCCAUGGAGGCGUUGAGACGCGCGGAGAGGCACGCGCCGGAGGUGAGGGAGCGAUACAUCGAGCCUCUGGAGAGGCAGAUGGCCAAGGAGAAAAAGUCGCGCGGUCGAUGA